Molecule: messenger RNA, 540 nt
Organism: Thlaspi arvense
Lineage: Eukaryota; Viridiplantae; Streptophyta; Magnoliopsida; Brassicales; Brassicaceae
Source: the annotation of a GenBank genome assembly
AUGCAUCGUGUUGCUCAUUUCGCGGUUCUUCAGCUUCUUCUUAUCGCCGCCGUUGCGAUCUCGAUCCCGGUGGUAUUCGCCGAGAAUGAUUCGAUAUACGAUGUCCUUAAAGCACACGCGUUACCGAUGGGGCUGUUACCAAAGGGCGUAAAAGAAUUCAGCGUUGACAUCGAGACGGGACAAUUCUCGGUUUUUCUAAACCAAUCCUGCAAGGCCAAGUACGAGAGCGAGCUGCAUUACGAGGCCAACAUUACCGGAACGAUAGGUUACGGAAGCAUCGGAGGUUUAUCGGGCAUAUCGGCGCAGGAACUCUUCCUGUGGUUUCCGGUUAAAGGGAUCCGAGUGGACAUACCAAGCUCCGGCGUUAUAUACUUUGAUGUCGGAGUUGUUCGCAAGCAGUACUCCAUGUCUUUGUUCGAGACACCGAGGGAUUGCGUUGCUGUUGAGAACGAGGCUGAGUUUCGUGUGGAUAAUAAGGUCCAGUCAUCUAUGUUGCAAUUCUAUGAAGUAGAUCAAAGUGUUGGGAGAAACAUUGUGUAA